AUGGGGAGCCAAUGCCAGGAUGUUUAUGUGGCCCUAGGAAAAGACCCGUUACAAAGCGUUUCUACUCUCCAAUGGACUCUCCAAAACAAACCAGCUGACUCUCUCAUUUUACUUCAUGUUCAGCUUCCGAUUACAACCAUUCCAUCGCCGUUUGGGAAAAUUCCUGUUAACCAAGUAUGUGACAGUGUCGUGGAGGCGCACAAGGAGGAUGAAAAGCGAAAGAUAAAUGAUUGUAUGGAAUUAUACUUGCAGAUUUGUUCGGAAGUCAAGGUGAAAGCAAGGGCUUUGAUAGUUAAGAAGCCGAAUGUAUGCAGGGGAAUUGCCGAUACGGUUUCAGAGCUGGGUAUCAGGAAGCUUAUCAUGGGCACAUCGUCAGGAGGCGGUGCAAAAUCCAAGAAAUGGAAAAUGCAACGAGGCAAAGCGGGUUAUGUGCUAAGACACACGAUCAACUCCUGUGACAUAUCGAUCGUGUGUAAAGGAACACUUGUAGUAGCAAGGGAAGCAUCUGCCCUGGAUAAUGAGGAUUUUGGUCGAUCGUUUUCAUUCCAGGCAAAGUUCGAACCAGAGAUGCCCGCCUCCAUUAAAACUCCUAAUUUGAGGAAUUUUUCAUUUGCGGGAGGGUUUAUGACGAAAAUUGUGGGAUAUUGUAUGUCUGGUUGGGCCAAGGAAGUGAACAAAUCUCGUAACCAUUCUUCUGACGUACAACUUGCAGGAAGUCAACAAUUUCAUAGCCAUAAAACUGAACAGGAGAGGACAGAUACUGAAACCCUGAAACUUCUGCUCAAGGAGGCCUUGGAUGUGGCGGAGAAUGCAAGGAGAGAAGUGCAAACAGAGACUCUAAGACGUAAGAAUGCAGAGGCGGCUGCCAGGAAAUCAGCUCGCAAGUUUGCAGCCAUUAAAGCUGCCCUACAAGACGCAAUCUUAGUCUCAAAAAUGAAAGAAGAGUAUUGCCAAGAGUUAACGAGGAGGCCAAAGGAAAGGGAAGAGGAGUUCCAAGCAAUGGUCAAGAGCUGGAAAUCAGUGGCGACAAAGGUUGCGAAAUUCUCAGAUGGAGGUCACCAAGCUGUCCAGGUGCUCCAUGCCGCAGAUCAGAAGCUCGCAGUGAAUGUUGAUGGGAUUUUAACCCCAACGACUAUUGUCCUGUUUUGUUUAUCGUCUGUCCUGUUCUAUCAGCAAUUGUUUAAGUCUCGGCAUGGAAAUAUUUAA
Messenger RNA from Cryptomeria japonica (Japanese cedar), 1206 nucleotides. RefSeq names its product U-box domain-containing protein 33-like. NCBI's taxonomy places the organism in Eukaryota, Viridiplantae, Streptophyta, Pinopsida, Cupressales, Cupressaceae. The coding region runs from base 1 to 1206 and encodes 401 amino acids. The record is from RefSeq and is a predicted model, not a curated record. The transcript has 7 exons.